CAACAUUUAUUACUAGAACCUUCAUUUUGAUAAAAUUAUGAGAUUAAGGAUUACUUUGUUUGAUGAAGUGAGGUGGGCGGCAUGAGUUUUGUGUCAUUGAGGAUACCUAGAAUUCAAAGGUAUAUAUUAGGCAUUUACUAAAUGUUAGCUAUGGCAUCAUGCUUUAUGACGCAGGAAAUUUGUGUAGAGUAAGUGGUGAGGCAAAGAUGUGGUUGAUGAGGCGGGUGAGUAAUUACAUGUUGGAGUUAGGAUCGUUUGUUAUCCAUGAAGCUUAGCUCAUGCAGAUGCCGGUGUCAAAAGAAGAUGAUCACAGUUGAGGAAUGAGAUGCUGUGAAUUACACAAGGAUGGCAAAAUAUGCAAGAGGUGUCUACAUCCUGUGCUUCACGUGCCCCUUUUACACUGUUCAAAACUGGCUAACAUCUGAUUGAAGAGCUAUGCAGAAGGAUAAGGAUGCUACUACUAGUGCCUUUUCGACUCCGACAUUUCGAAAUAGGCAGCGCAAACGCUCCAAUGAGACUGAUACAGAACUUAGCAAAGCAAAUGGGAACCAUUUACUUGUUCAUGACAAGAACAAAUACAAGUCCAUGUUGAUCCGUGCAUACUCAACCCUUUGGAUGAUAGGGGGCUUUGCGUUAAUCAUCUACAUGGGUCACCUCUACAUUACAGCCAUGGUUAUUGUCAUCCAGAUCUUUAUGGCAAAAGAGCUUUUCAAUCUACUUAGAAGAUCUCAUGAAGAUAGGCAGCUGCCUGGAUUUAGGCUUUUGAAUUGGCAUUUUUUCUUCACUGCAAUGUUAUUUGUGUAUGGUCGUAUUCUCAGUCAACGCCUUGUCAACACAGUGACCUUAGACAAAGUUUUAUAUCAGCUUGUGAGCAGCCUUGUAAAAUAUCAUAUGGCUAUCUGCUACUCCUUGUACAUUGCAGGAUUUAUGUGGUUCAUUCUCACAUUAAAGAAGAAGAUGUACAAGUAUCAAUUUGGUCAGUAUGCCUGGACACACAUGAUUCUGAUUGUUGUGUUUACACAGUCCUCCUUCACCGUGGCAAACAUUUUUGAAGGAAUAUUCUGGUUUCUUCUUCCAGCCUCCCUUAUUGUCAUUAGUGACAUUGCUGCUUAUAUCUUUGGUUUCUUCUUCGGAAGAACCCCUUUGAUAAAGCUAUCUCCAAAGAAAACAUGGGAAGGUUUUAUUGGUGCAUCGGUUACAACUAUCAUCUCUGCAUUUUUGCUAGCAAACCUCAUGGGUCGCUCUAAGUGGCUAACAUGUCCUAGGAAGGAUUUAUCAACUGGUUGGCUUCACUGUGAUCCAGGCCCACUGUUUAAGCCAGAGUCUUAUGCCUUACCAGGAUGGGUUGCUCUCUUUUUUCCAUGGAGAGAGAUAUCAAUCCUACCAGUGCAAUGGCAUGCACUCUGUAUUGGCUUGUUUGCUUCUAUUAUUGCACCUUUUGGAGGUUUUUUCGCAAGUGGUUUCAAAAGAGCUUUUAAAAUAAAGGAUUUUGGUGACAGUAUCCCGGGACAUGGUGGAAUUACUGACAGAAUGGACUGCCAGAUGGUGAUGGCUGUUUUUGCAUACAUCUAUCAUCAAUCAUUUGUUGUGCCUCAAAGUUUCUCAGUUGAACUGGUUCUGGAUCAGAUAUUAAUGAACCUAUCCUUCGAAGAACAAGAAGCUUUGUAUCUGAGGCUUGGGCAAAUGCUGGAAGGGAAGAUCGUAGGGCAGUCGUAGAUCCACGUUGGAAAGCUUCACACUUUAUGCGUUUCAUUCACAAGUGAAAUGGAAGAUAUAUUUGUACAUGUGUGCUAGCCAUUACGUGAGUGAAAAGAUUAAAAAGAUUGAGGCAGCUGUCAAGAUGUGUAUAGUGUACCGUGACCAUUAAAAUCUCUCCUUUCUCUUGGCCAAUCGCACACUAUUGUGAUUCAGAAUCUCAGAACGUGGUUGAAUUUUGACCAAGACCUAAAAUCUGUCUAAUUAAUUCUGAUGUAAUACUUCAUGGAGUCUCAAUCAUGACGUGUGACCUUACACGAGGCAACAUUGUGAUACUGGAUAGAUUGUAAAAUAAAUCUUGUAUUCUUGCUAGAAGAUUUGAUAAUAAAUUCAUAAUUUUGCAAGUUCUGGGAA
Molecule: messenger RNA, 2109 nt
Organism: Neltuma alba
Lineage: Eukaryota; Viridiplantae; Streptophyta; Magnoliopsida; Fabales; Fabaceae
Product: phosphatidate cytidylyltransferase 2
Exons: 12
Coding region: 436-1716 (426 amino acids)
Cellular component (GO): endoplasmic reticulum membrane
Molecular function (GO): phosphatidate cytidylyltransferase activity
Source: RefSeq, a predicted model, not a curated record